AUGUCUGCGUGCGUAAACUGCGGUCCGUCACCUCCUGCUUUCCCGAAGCCAGAGAGCCGGAGAUCGAAGAGAUUAAAUCACUCUGUUCUAGCUUCUGAUGAAGAAAACAACUUGGCUGAACUUCCAGAAGUAAAAGACAGAUCUUCAGUAAAUGAAGGACUCCAAAUGCCGGUGCUUUCACUAGACAAUGGGCAAAAUGACUUCAUACCGGAUGAGCUUCUCUCUAAUCUCACCUCAACUGUAUGCCCACAAGACAGAGACCAGUACAACAAAACUUACAAACACCCAAAGGUUUGUGGAAUACGUGCACCGGAUGCAGUAUGGCACCACAACACUGGCCGCAAAAAAUACCACUACUUUCUCGACCAGCCAACAUCUGUGACUGGAGCUGGCAGGGAUAUAUCCUUUCUGUGUGACGCUUUGGCAGCUCAGAGGCAGCGAAUCUUCCUCCCGCCCAUGCCUGAGAGGGCCACCAUUUCUUUGCAAGAUAGUCAAAAGGAUACAAAUUCUACGGAGACCUUAAUCCCAGAGGAAUACCAUAUAAUGACAAAUAAAGGAGUGAAAGCACUGCAGUGUUAUGAUGAUAAAUAUACAGUUCUGCUAGAGGAUGAGAAAAAAGGACUUAAAAUCUUUCCAUCAAUGAGGCCGAGUGGGCGCUUGGAGGCAGCGCAGCUGAUGAGGGUAAUGGAUGAUAUGCUGGAAAAGGCAGGUGCCAAUCAAGAGUUUGAGGGGGUCAAAGGCCUGUCACAGCUACAGGGUCUGCUGGAGUUGGUGCGGGUGGAGCAGAACAUCUACAACAUCGUGUUUCAUGAGUUAAUCCGGCAGGUGAGCGUGGAGUGUAGAGAGAGGGGCCAGCUACUAGCUAAACUCAGGCACAGGUAUGUGACUCUGUUAGACCGAAUCCCACGUCAGCUCAUAAGUCUGCAUACAGAGACUCUGGCACAGAGAGCUCUGGACCGCCGGCUGACUGAAGAGAUCAUCUGCUUCAAGCACUCUAUUACACAACUCAAUAAAGAGCUAAAUCAGCUGUGUGAUCAUGAUGAGCAUGUAUUCAAGCAGGCUGAAAAGGCCCAGGAGGAUCUGGCUAAAGCACUGAAGCAAUCACAGCUUGACUCUGACCUUGUUGGGGAGUAUCACAGUCUAUAUGAACUGCAGAGGCAGAGGCUGGAGGGGCAAGUGGCUGUACUGACUGAAGAGAAGGACUUAUGGAGCAAGGCCACAUACAGCAUCGCUCUCAAGGUUAUUAAAUUAAACAACCUGCAGCUGAUCAACAGACUUCAUGUUAGUGAGCAAGCAUGGAGCAAAACAGCAGAGCAUUUCACUAAUGUCCUGAUAGCAAAGGACUCUGAGAACCUGAGUCGCAUCAUGCAGCUGACAGACCAGUGGAAAGAGCAGCUGACCGGUUUCAUGGAGAAACUCAGAGAGACUGAAAAAAAACAGUAUGAGAGUAUCAGGUCCAUCCAGAUUGGCCUUGUCAGGUGGCACAAGUUCUGUGAGGAUAACCUGAGGAGCCCUGAUGUAAAAUUUGAAAAAACUUCGGUGGAGGUGUUGUGUAAUGACUUGAAGCAGUGGUCGAUGGUGUUGAGCAUGCUGUGUGAGAGGUAUGGAGGAGCAGACCUUCUCUCUGGUCAAGAGACAAUUCAGACACUAGAGCAGCUGCAGGAUUCGUGGGUGGAGGUGUGUAUGCAGCUGUUCAGGAGACAUCCAGCAUUAGAUAAAGAGGCUCCUAAUGGUCAGGCAGCCAUGAGAGAACUGAGCCACGCUAUCACUGAGCUGUACACACAGCUGGGUAUCCGAAUUGAUGGAGAGAGCGGAAUUCAUCAACAGUUGAUUACUCUUGCUGGAGUAAUUGGAUCCUGGGCUAAUAGACUGAAGAGUCUUAUUGGACAGUUAGACCUGGUACAUCACUCUGAAUGGUGGAAGCUUGAGAAGGCCCUAGGAAGCUGUAUAAAUAUGUGUGAAGAGGCCCUGGUAAAUGUGAACAACACCCAGGCAGAGAGUGAGAAGAUAAAGCAGAAGCCUCAUACCAAGAUUGAAAUCAAUGAUGUCCUGAACAUGCUGAGGGAGUUUGUCUCAUCUCAAAACAACUUUUAUGACUACACAAACCUGACACUUUGUGAGGAGGUCAACUCUUUGCAUGCUCUGCAAACUCGCUGGAUGGUGGAUCUUCUGCUACUUAUGGUGCCAGACCAGUGUGAUGGCCAAGAGCCACAUUCUCCACCAAGCCCAGAAUUAAAUGUCUUUAAGGAUGUGUCUUUUCAGAAGCUAAAGGAAGAUGCCAGGAAUCUUUCACAGAAACUCAACUACUUCUCCAAAUACAUCACAAGUUCUUGCCAGGCUAUCGUCGAGGAGAUGAUGCAAAAGAAUAUGACUCAGGAUGAUGCAGAAAAUGAAAUUUACCAGCUCAACAAGCUUCAGGGGGAGUGUGCCGAGUGGGUGGACAUCUGUCAGAUCCUGCUGUGUGAGUUGAUGGGACGCCAUUUGGAGCUGCCACUGCCUGACGAAGCUGUUCCCAAGUUCAUCACUGACCUCUCUUCAUCUGUGGAGAGGGUAGACUCUCCAGUUGAUGUAUAUGCCACUCAAGAAAGGCCAGCAGAAGUCAAUGAAGAUGAGAAGGCAGCUGUAACAGCAGGAGGAAGACCUUAUAUUUCCCAAAAAAUGAAUAAGCAGGUGGAGGAAAGGGAAGAGGAUGUCAGUGAGAAUGAAAAAAGAAGCUCAGUCAUGAAGCUUAUAGGCCAUGAUGGCCAAAUUAUUGAACAGAUAUUGGGAGAAGAACCAUUGGACAUCACUGGGACCAGUUAUCCUAUGGAUCCAUGCUCUGAGAAAGCACAGCAGACUUUUAGUGCACUGUGUACUUUGGAGCUUCUUCAGCAGGAGCUACUAGCUGUGGAGGCUCGUGCUAUCAGUGCUGAAGAGAGGGCUCUAAAGGCAGAGGAAGCCCUUCAGACAGCUUUGGAGAGGAUCCAUGAUUUAGAGAGACAACUUCCACAAAGAGCCAGUCUAGAAACCAAAGCAAGUAAGUCUGUUUCACCAGUUGCUAACAAGGAGGCCAUUCUUGAACUGAAAGAAGUGAGCCAGCAGCCCACACCAAGCCCCAAACCAACUAAAAGCAGCAAGAAACACUAACACAAC
This is a messenger RNA of Tachysurus vachellii, 3132 nucleotides long. It is a transcript of the gene axdnd1, whose product is annotated as axonemal dynein light chain domain containing 1. The record is from RefSeq and is a predicted model, not a curated record. The transcript has 25 exons. The coding region runs from base 1 to 3126 and encodes 1041 amino acids. Lineage: Eukaryota; Metazoa; Chordata; Actinopteri; Siluriformes; Bagridae.